Messenger RNA from Pseudovirgaria hyperparasitica, 1193 nucleotides. Its product is annotated as kinase-like protein. The record is from RefSeq and is a predicted model, not a curated record. Bases 42 to 998 code for a protein of 318 amino acids. Lineage: Eukaryota; Fungi; Ascomycota; Dothideomycetes; Acrospermales; Acrospermaceae. The transcript has a single exon.
CUUUUCCUAACACCUUGGGCUCACGUCACUUAGUGCCCACAAUGAGUUGGCUCAACUCUUUACUUCCGAGGGCUCUUUGCCCAAACUUCACCUGGCCACAUCGCGCCUUGGGAGACGAGCCACUUGUGCAGGACAUUCCGCCUACCCCAAAGCUUUCAGGCUCCACAUCGCGCCGAGUAUGGGGCAUUAUACACAAACGGCUCGUUCCGUUCUCACGACAUUAUUGCAAGUGGUUUGGCAUACCAUUCGAUAAUCAGAUUUGCCAGUUGCCAUUCGGAUUGAUUCUCAAAUGGUCCGACGGAACACGUUUAGAAGAAGUCCAAGCUAUGAUGGUCGCCCGGUCCGCUGGUCUACCCGUCCCUAGAGUUAUCGCGUACGGAGAUCACCCGGACACCCCACACGCACUUGUGUCUAUCUUGAUGACACGCCUUCCUGGCUGUGACCUUGGACUCGUGUAUGAAUCAUUAACUCCUGCCCAGCAAGAGACAAUCCAGAAGGAGACAGCAACUAUGUUAGAUACAAUCAGGAAUUGGCGCAGUCCCUGGGGGAAAGACCGAAUUUGUUCUAUCACUGGCGGUCCCAUCAGGAGCGUGCGAGUUCCUGACCAUAUCAUAGGACCUUGUGAAAGUGAAACGGAAUUCAAUGAUCUUCUCAUCCAGCCUGCCUCUCAGCAUGGGUAUGCAUCUGCAGAAGCAUUCGAAGAGGCGCUUGCUUGCGCACGGAAGAUGCAAACCAAGCUUCAUCGCAUCGUUUUCACUCAUGGAGACCUCAAGCACCAUAAUAUCAUGGUUCAUGAGGGCCGUGUUUCGGGGUUCAUCGACUGGGAGUCCGCUGGCUGGUACCCAGAUUACUGGGAUUAUACCACUGCCAUGAGAUAUAUGCCCGAAGACUUUUGGUGGUUCAAGUUUGUUUCGCAGCUUGGUGGAUCAAAGUACCGUGAAGAGAUGGUGUAUGAGCGUGCACUCCUGAAAUUAACAGUCGACUCUUGGGUUUGGUAAUAGAACACUGGAGAAGAAUUAGGGGCGCAAAGGAUCCAAAAAGGUGAUAUUUCAGUCUUUCAGAGGAUAUCACUUAGCUUUGUAGUCUAUUUAUAUGCUACUAAAGGAGCAGUCCUAUGGCAAGUCUACUCAAGAUGCGUAGAGCUCUGAAGAUUGAUCUGUAGACUUUGAAUUCAAACGCACUGUGCUGAAAUA